Manduca sexta (tobacco hornworm) is the source of this 658-nucleotide messenger RNA. RefSeq names its product pupal cuticle protein Edg-84A-like (gene CPR147). Gene Ontology annotation, cellular component: chitin-based extracellular matrix. Bases 77 to 604 code for a protein of 175 amino acids. NCBI's taxonomy places the organism in Eukaryota, Metazoa, Arthropoda, Insecta, Lepidoptera, Sphingidae. The record is from RefSeq and is a predicted model, not a curated record. The transcript has 4 exons. Gene Ontology annotation, molecular function: structural constituent of chitin-based larval cuticle.
UAAGAACAUGUGAGUCUCGGUUGUGUCCUUCCGCUGUUCACUGCGUUUAAGUAUUUGAAGUGUAUGUGGUUUAACAAUGUCUUUUCGGUUCAAGUUGCACGUUAUACUUUUGUUCUGGCUUUGUCUGGAGGUGUAUUCUGCACCGAGAAAACCAAGGCUUAGUGUAGCUGACGACACUUAUUCAACAUAUUUCUUAAGGAAUAUUAAAGGAAGUCCCGGUACGUAUUCGUAUGGGUAUGACAUAUCGGAUCCAGUGAGCGGCAACAUCCAGUUUAGAAGCGAGGAGCGGUACUCCAACGGAACAGUGGUGGGCAGCUAUGGAUACGUGGACGCGGUCGGCAUUCCGCGCACUUACAGAUAUGUCGCCGAUGAAAAUGGAUACAGAGUAAGUCACGACAAAUUAAACAAGAUUCAAAGCAGUCCACUGGUAGUCCAGCCAAUGGGUCAUUCAGAGUCUCAAGUCGACGAAGAAUCUUCUAUUACUUGGACCAGACCAAAGAAGAAUAAGAAAAAACCGACAAAUUAUGCUUUUCAUAAAGAAAUUACGGGAAACAAGUACAUUCAUGGAUUUAUUAAGCCGCCUAGUGCUUACGUGGAGUAUUGAUUAUUUGGAUUAAAUUAUGAAAUGUUACCAUCUAGAUAUGCUAACACGUUAUAC